ACAAGCUGAACGAACGAAGCAGAAGAAACAAAAAACAGAAACUGUUGCUUUCUUGCACGCACGUUCUCUUCCCAAAAGAGAAAACCCUUCAAAAGGAAUGGCUCAGUGUUCUAUUUGUUACGUUCCGUUUCCCUUUGCCUCGCUUUUCUGUUGAAGCACCCUUUUGCUUCCGAGGCUCCGCUUUGAACGUAUAAAACAAAGAUCAUGCUUGGAUAUUUGUCCCUGCUGCUUUGUCUUGGAUUGGUUAAUUUCGGUGUGUGUUUUGCUGAGAAGUUUGCUUGGCCGUUACGGUUUCUAGCUGUGUGCUCUGAAGCUUGAAGAAUCGGCUUAAGGAUAUUUGCCGCAGAUCUUGUUCUGCGUAGCAAAGGGUUGAUUCAUCUCUGAUCUCAGAAGUAACAAUGUCAAGUGGUGCCGAAUUAAGAAGGCACUCAGUUGGAAUAGAAAGCUCUGGAAAUAAUGAAAGAAAAGUUGUUGUUCCUCGUUAUCUCAGAGCAUCUAUUGGCUCCUGUCAUGAUAUUUGUAAAUAUGGGAGGAUGAAUGUGGAGGAAGCAAAGGAGACACUCUCCAUGCUUAAGAGAGCUGGAAGAAAAUCACUUUCUAGAAGUUCAGAGGACAGUAAUGGUGGGAUAACGAUAUCAGUUGCCAAACAGAAAGCUUCACUUCAUUCCAAGCCAACACAGAUUUCAACAGUGAAAAGCAGUGAAUCAGUUAAUUCUGUCAUUCAGAUUUCUGAUGACUCUGAAACAAAUAAGGUGGAACUCCAAUCAAAAUCAACUGGCAGCCAAAAGCAGAUAGGGAAUAAAGUUCUGGAAAACACGGGCAAAGCAUCACUGCUCAGGGCCGAAUCAUCAUUCCUUUCAAAAUCACACAUUUCUUCAAUCAUCGAAACAAGGAGAGGGGAAAAAUCUUCAAAUUUUGAGGGGGAGAUUCCAUCAAAACCAACUUCCAAAAGGGUGGAAUCUUCACCAGCAGCAACUUCUGAGAGGGUGCAAACUCAUCCCAAAUUAACUCCCAAAAUAGUCAAAGCUUCAUCAAAAUCUAUGUCUACGAUGAAGCAAGCUUCACCAAAGGUGUCUUCUUUUGAAGAUAAAGAAAUGCAGUUGUCCGAAAAGCAUGCUACUUCAAUGAAGAUCACAUCUUCUAUGAAUUCUUCUGAGGGACUUGGUGGCCAAAGGAUUAGUAAGAUUAAGUUAAAAAAGAGAAAAACCUCACCAAGGUCUUCACCCGGAGGCAUUGGAAGCGUUAGUGCAAGAAAGCACAGAGGCCUGAAAAUUGUGCCUCAUCUUAUGAAUCAACCCGCUAUAGGAGUAGAACCUGAAGAGCACAAUAAGGAGGCUCGGGAAAAGACUUUGUAUGUCAUCAAGAUAGAAAGUGCAAACCAAAGUCCACAAUCUGAUCAAAACGAAAGCCAGGAAAUUGAAUUGCCCCGUUCUAAUUCCUUAUCACCCUCCUCAGUUUCUCAAACCUCACCCCAAGAAGACCAAGAGGACUCUGAAUGUGCAAAUACUGAAUCUGAAGAGGAUGUUCUUCCCCAAAAUCAUGAAUUUGAAUACCAGGCUAAUGUGGAUACACUGGAAACUGAGGAGAAUGGAAGGACUCAAAAAGAUGUUGAGGUUGCUUUUUCUGAAGACAAGGACGGGCAAAAGUUGAGUGGAGAAUUAGCUGAAACUCAAAUUGAUGAAGAUAAUCUGAAAAUCCUUAAAAUGGAGGGAGGACAGGUGUCAAGGGACAACGGCACUGAUGCCAAGUCUGCUGCUAGAACUGGUCCAGAGAAGGUUGUUUUGAGACCUGAAGAUGUGAAGGACAAGAAAGAUGGAGAAGGAUUGUAUGAUAAUGUGAUUGAAGCAGCAGCAAGUAAGCUUGUUGAAGAGGGCAAGGUUAAAGCAUUGAUUGAUGCCUUUGAAAAUAUAAUAUCUCUUGAAGAGAAAAGGACUUUGGCAAACAUUUUCAACUGAUCUGGGUAGACAUUUUCCAGAUUUCUCUUACUCUAUAAAGAGAUGAUAGGAAAAUAAAUCCAAGCUUGUUGCAGUAAAUGUUAACCAACAAGCUGUUGGUUCAGCUGAAGUAAAGAUAGAUUGGCCUUGCCUGUAGAAAACCUGGGUGUGUAGAGUUGAAAGAGGAAUCUCUGUUCACCACCACUCAUUAGAUUGCUCAAAAUACUAUGUUCACUCUUUAUCCUGUUCUUGAAAUUCAUAUCUGUUGUUGUUAUUGA
This is a messenger RNA of Vigna angularis (adzuki bean), 2212 nucleotides long. RefSeq lists its product as uncharacterized. Bases 399 to 1955 code for a protein of 518 amino acids. Gene Ontology annotation, molecular function: calmodulin binding. The transcript has 3 exons. The record is from RefSeq and is a predicted model, not a curated record. NCBI's taxonomy places the organism in Eukaryota, Viridiplantae, Streptophyta, Magnoliopsida, Fabales, Fabaceae.